GCUCUCGCCUCUGCAUUUGUGCUAUGGAUCACCGAGUUUGCCUGGCUCAUCCCGAGGAGCAGUGCUCGGCUGUACUUCCAAGGAUUGCUUUCCAAAUGUGUUGGCUCUGAAGGCACGAAGAUCAAACUGAGCCUUUCCCGAAGGGAGAAUUUCCAUUCUGCUUGCCAAUAAUGCCUGAGUUACAAAUUUAAUGGCAGACCUUGAAGUAUAUAAAAAUUUAAGUCCAGAAAAAGUUGAAAGAUGCAUGAGUGUGAUGCAGUCUGGGACGCAGAUGGUGAAGCUGAAGAGUGGAACCAAGGGGCUGGUCCGUCUCUUCUACCUGGAUGAGCACAGGACCUGCAUCCGAUGGAGGCCCUCCCGGAAGAGCGAAAAGGCAAAAAUUGUCAUCGACUCCAUUUACAAAGUCAGCGAGGGCCGGCAGUCGGAGAUCUUCCACCGCCACGCCGAGGGCAGCUUCGACCCCAGCUGCUGCUUCACUAUUUACCAUGGCAACCACCUGGAGACCCUGGACCUGAUCACGUCCAACCCCGAGGAGGCUCGCACCUGGAUCACGGGGCUCAAGUACCUCCUGGCCGGGAUCAGCGACGAGGACUCGCUGGCCAAGCGCCAGAGAACGCACGACCACUGGGUGAAGCAGACCUUCGAGGAGGCUGACAAGAACGGGGAUGGGCUGCUGAACAUCGAGGAGAUCCACCAGCUGAUGCACAAGCUGAACGUCAGCCUGCCCCGCAGGAAGGUCCGGCAGAUGUUCCAGGAGGCAGACACAGAUGAGAACCAAGGAACCCUGAACUUUGAAGAAUUCUCAGUGUUUUACAAGAUGAUGUCCUUGCGUCGAGAUCUCUACCUGCUGCUCCUAAGCUACAGUGACAAGAAGGAUCAUCUCACUGCUGAGGAGCUGGCCCACUUUCUGAGGGUGGAACAGAAGAUGAAUAAUGUGACACCAGAAUAUUGUCUGGACAUCAUACAGAAGUUUGAAGUGUCAGAAGAAAACAAGAAGCAAAAUGUUCUUGGGAUUGAAGGCUUCACCAGCUUCAUGCGCAGCCCGGCGUGCGAGGUGUCCAACCCGCUGCACCGCCAGGUGCACCAGGACAUGCAGCAGCCCCUGUGCCACUACUUCAUUGCCUCGUCCCACAACACCUACCUGAGCGGGGACCAGCUGCUCUCGCAGUCACGGGCCGAGAUGUACGCGCGUGUGCUGCAGGCCGGCUGCCGCUGCGUCGAAGUGGAUUGCUGGGAUGGCCCAGAUGGGGAGCCAGUUGUGCACCAUGGCUACACCCUGACUUCCAAAAUCCUCUUCCGGGACGUGGCAGAAACCAUCAAUAAAUAUGCCUUCAUCAAAAACGAGUUUCCAGUGAUCCUGUCCAUUGAAAACCACUGCAGUAUUCAACAGCAAAAGAAGAUUGCCCAGUACCUGAAGGAGAUUUUUGGUGACAAACUGGACUUGUCAUCUGUGAGCACUGGAGAUCCCAGACAGCUUCCCAGCCCUCAGGAUUUAAAAGGGAAAAUCCUAGUGAAGGGUAAGAAGUUGCCCUGCAGCCUUGGAGCAGAUGCUGAGGAAGGAGAGGUUUCAGAAGAGGACAGUGCUGAUGAAAUUGAGGACGACUGCAAGUUAAAGCCCUGCUUUAGCAACGGCGCAACUCAGCACCAGGUGGAAUCUUUCAUAAGGACAAAGCUGGAGUCUCUGCUAAAAGAAUCCCAAAUCAGGGACAAAGAGGAUCCUGACAGCUUCACUGUGAGGGCCCUGCUGAAGGCAACUCACCAGAGCUUCAGUGCGAACCUGAAGCAGAACUCGGACACAAAAGAAGGUGGAAAAAAGUCUCAUGGUCGAUCAUUAAUGGGGAACUUUGGUAAACACAAGAGAGCUGCAAAGGCAGCAGCCAAAGCCCACAGUGCCUCGGAUGAUGAGGAUGGCCAGCAGCACCCUCCAGGCAAGGAGCCAGGGCAGCCCCACAGGCUUGCCCGCCGCAGGAAGACAGUGAAGCUGUGCCGGGCCCUGUCUGACCUGGUGGUGUACACCAACUCCGUGGCAGCCCAGGACAUCGUGGAUGAUGGCUCCACAGGGAACGUGCUGUCGUUCAGUGAGACCAGAGCCCACCAGGCAGUGCAGCAGAAGGCUGAGCAGUUCAUGCUUUACAACCAGAGGCAGCUGACCAGGGUCUAUCCCUCAGCCUACCGGAUCGACUCCAGCAACUUCAACCCUGUUCCUUACUGGAAUGUGGGCUGCCAGUUAGUGGCACUAAACUACCAGUCUGAGGGACGUGUGAUGCAGUUAAAUGAAGCAAAAUUCAGGGUAAAUGGCAACUGUGGUUAUGUCCUCAAACCUCAGCAGAUGUGCAAAGGCACAUUCAACCCCUACUCUGCUGAUCCACUUCCUGCCAGUCCUAAGAAGCAGCUGAUUCUGAAGAUCAUCAGUGGGCAGCAGCUUCCCAAGCCUCCUGACUCAAUGCUGGGGGACAGAGGAGAGAUAAUAGAUCCCUUUGUUGAGGUGGAGAUUAUUGGGUUACCUGUUGACUGCUGUAAAGAUCAGACCAGGGUGGUGGAUGACAACGGGUUCAAUCCUGUGUGGGAGGAGACCCUCACCUUCACCAUCCACAUGCCCGAGAUCGCCCUGGUGCGGUUCCUCGUCUGGGACCACGAUCCCAUCGGGAGAGACUUCGUGGGGCAGAGAACUGUGGCCUUCAGCAGCCUCGUGCCUGGCUAUCGCCACGUGUAUUUAGAAGGACUGACAGAAGCUUCCAUAUUUGUUCAUAUAAUCAUUAAUGAGACCUAUGGAAAGAGCAAGCAGCUGAUGGGGCUCCGAGGGCUGUUCUCCAAGGCGCCCAAGGCGGGCACGGCCGAGGCCAGCGGGCACCACGUGCGCAAGCGCUCCAUCGGCGAGCGCAUCCUGCGGCGCACGGCCAGCGCCCCGGCCAAGGGCAGGAAGAAGAGCAAGAUGGGCCUCCUGGAGGCUGCUGAGAUGAAGGACAGCACCUCCGAGCCAACAGACCUGAAGGACAAGGACGGGGUGCUCCGGCGGCCGAACCGCGCCUCGCAGGCGCGCCCUGCCUCCAUGCCCGUGGACAGGUUCCUCAUGGUAGAGCUGCCCUGCCCAGCAGAGGACACUGCCCAGGAGGCCAAGGGAGAGGACAACACGUCUGCCAACAGUGAUGACAAUACAAAUGAGAAGGAAACAAGCUUGAAAGAAUUGGGUUUUCCACGUUCAGAGCAAAAGUCAAAUGCUUCAAAUUUAGCAUCUCAGUUCAAGAAGGAGAAUGACCAGAGGGAUUCUACAGCUGACUGUUUAGUACCACCUCCACAGGAGCAACCUGAACAUUUGGUUUUUGCAAAUGGUGUAGCUCAAGCAAAUCACCUUGUGGAUUACCAGGAGAAUAAUCUUUCUGAUGGAACUGUCCCCCUAACGCAAGACUCUGACUCUGAACUUCCCACAGAAAAAUUACACCACAAAAAUGGUGCAGACGGUAAAAAGGAAGAUGACACAAAAGGAUCUAAGGAAGGGAAGAUCAGUCUCAUGGGGACUUCUGUUUCUCAGAACGCAGAGGUAGAGAAUCACAAAUGUGACACAAAGAAAAGCACUGCAGCACCUCUUUCCCCUUCUUCUGCUGUGUGCUCACCUGACUGUCACUCCACGGUGGCCCUGCAGGACAGUGACAUUUCUCACCUCAUUGAUGAAGUCUCUCUCUCGACUGAGAGCGAACUGGACAGUGCUGUGUCCACUCUCAUCGGGCAGCUCGAUGGCACAGAUGUCCAAACUCCCCUUCCCCCUGUCUCCAGCCCCCACGGCAGCAGCAGCCAGACCCCCAGGGCAGGGAAUGCAGUCCCGAGCAGCCCCUGUAGGCACAACUUCACUCCCACAAAAUCCAACAAAUCCUCUUUGUUCUCCAGCCUGGAGGAUGCAGAGUAUCACACAUACACAGUUCUCCAUGAGGCAUCUCCAGCUUCUGAAUGUAAGAGCUACAGGGCAUUAGUUUGCAAGAAAAGAUUAAACAGUCUAGAAAGUAACUUGCCCAGCUCUUCUUGUCCUUCAUCCCUCUCUCUGCUAAACGCAAAUCCCAAAAGGAACUGUGCUACAAAGUCUGGACCAAGCUGGGAAGCCCCCGAGCCUGCCAGCUCCUUUGGGUCCAACAGCCUCAUCUUUGAGGAGGCGCUGGGGCGCCCUGUCCCUGGGGAGCACUCGGACAGCAGCAGCCUGCUGGAGGUGGAUGGGGACUGCCAGGAGCUCCUGGUGACCGCCCGUGAGUACAGACGGGAGGACAUGAGCCAGCUGGCCUCUCCCGUGAGCCUGCGGCAGAAGCAGGACGCCGGGCACGGCGGUGACAGGACCUCUGGGAGCAGCUCCGCCGCUGCGCUCUGUGCCGCUGCCUGCGGGGCUGCAGGGAGCCAGCUGGCUCUCCCCGCGUGUGAGAGCGCCGGGCUUUGGUGGCAGCAGCCCUCGGAGAAGCACAAGGCCGCGGUGUGUGCCCCCCAGGCCAGCUCAGCCUGCCCCCUGCGCCCCGGCGCUCUGCCGUUCCCCACACACCCGGCCAUCCAGCAAAGCAGCCCCUGCAAGUCCAAGAGUCUGGGAGACCUGACCUCGGAGGACAUUUCGUGCAACUUUGAGAGUAAGUAUCAGUACAUCAGCAGGAGCUUCAUCUCCUCGGGCCUGAGGGACAGGAAGGUGGCCGCCAUGCAGGGCGUGCGGCCGCACUCGACGGACGCGCUGACGGAGCAGCUGCGGAGGCUGCUGUCCCCGGAGCAGGAGGACGGCCGGGAGCCGCUGUGCCCCAGGCAGCCGGACGAGGAUUGCCCGCGGGCCCUGGUGAGGAAGCUGUCGUCCCGCAGCCAGAGUCGGGUGCGGAACAUCGCUAGCCGCGCCCGGGAGCGGCAGGAGGCGGCGGGCAAGCCGCGGCCGUGCGGCGGCAGCGCCGUGCCCGGGGUGGUGCUGCGGAGCAAGGCCCCGGGGCCUUCGCUCGCCGCCAACCGGCACUCCACCGGCUCCUGCAUCGGCCGCUACCUGCACGGCUGCCCCGGCGAGCGGCGCGGCGUGCCCGAGGGAGCCUGCUCCGCGCUGCAGCACGGCUGCGGGGAGCUGCCGCUGCCGCCCAGCGCCCAGGAGCAGCCCGAGAUCUAUUUCCUGCUCCGGCUCUAGGCACGGCCCCGGACUGUGCUGGGCAGGGACCGUGGCGAGGAGCUGCUCGGAGCCCGCGGGGUGUUUCUGAGCGCCGUGUAAUGCCCGGGAGUCAGGGGUGGCUUAGCGCGCCCCUUCCUGCCAGGGCUGAGGGAAGCAGAGCCACCCUCCAUCCCUCGGGGUGCUGUGCCCGUGUGCGUUUGUAGCAUUCUGUGUCUGUCGUGCCGUGCUCCAAAGCCUGACGUUGCACUGAAGGCAAUACUGGUUUCCUUGUGUCUUGUCCGUCUGCUCGGAAAAACACUUUUGGUGAUCACUUUUGGCCUUUUGUGAGGAUUCUCCAAAGCACUGUGGUGUCUGGAAUGCUGGACUGGGGCUUGUUCUGCCCAACAGGCAGCAACCCUUCAUUAGCAUCACAUGUUCUGAAUUGUUACUAUAAAUUUUAUGUGUUUUCAUGUAUGAACUGUGAGUCUGCAGCAAAUGGUUUGUAGAAUUAGGGUUAGUCCAGAUUUGUGAGUCCUGUGUAGAUUUGUCUUCUGCCCUCUCUACAAAGUGUGACAACAGUUGUCUUCCUUUUUUGGUUGCUGUGUUGAUUUGGGACAGAGUGGAAUGUGGGAGUAAUUCUGCUUUUAUGAAUGAAAACGCUUAAUUUCUGCUUAUUUUGUUCUGUAUUUUUGCUGUUGGUUGUGUGAGUAGCUUUGGCACAGUAGAUCCAUUUUCUGUAUAUUUGUAAUUUUAUUGCUAAAUUGUCGACAGUCAGUGGAAUAUUUAAACUGACAUGGUAGAGUGACUAUUUUGACUGUUCACCUUUUUCUAUGAAGGCUGAAAGUGAAUUGGGUGAAGGAAUCUCAGACACCUAAAGCUUCCCUGUAGGGAACAACAUAGCUUUAUUUUGGUUGGAAGAUACUCUAUGCCUUUGCUGUAAGUUUUUCUGAUAUGUCAAAGACGUACCUUUUACCUCUUUCUUUUGUAAU
Molecule: messenger RNA, 6075 nt
Organism: Serinus canaria (Common canary)
Lineage: Eukaryota; Metazoa; Chordata; Aves; Passeriformes; Fringillidae
Gene: PLCH1
Product: phospholipase C eta 1
Exons: 22
Coding region: 191-5125 (1644 amino acids)
Biological process (GO): phosphatidylinositol-mediated signaling; lipid metabolic process
Molecular function (GO): calcium ion binding; phosphatidylinositol-4,5-bisphosphate phospholipase C activity
Source: RefSeq, a predicted model, not a curated record